Microthlaspi erraticum is the source of this 1734-nucleotide messenger RNA. Lineage: Eukaryota; Viridiplantae; Streptophyta; Magnoliopsida; Brassicales; Brassicaceae. The record is from the annotation of a GenBank genome assembly.
AUGUGCUUGUCUCUGUUUCUUGUCGUAACCUCAGAAUUAUCAGGCACUAUAUUAAGCAGACAGUUUUCCGGCCAAGAAACUGAAACCACAAACAAUGACAAAGGGUCGGUUGUGACGUCGGAAAACGGCGUUGUGGCGGCUGAUCAUGAGACAUGUUCACGUAUCGGCGCAGACGUGCUAGGCAGAUCUGGCGGCUCCGCCGUAGACGCCGCAGUGGCCGUCGCGUUUUGCUUAGGUGUCGUGAAUCCAACGUCGAGCGGAAUCGGCGGCGGAGCCUUCAUGGUGGUUGGCUCAUCAACGGGCUCGGUAGCUAAGGCUUAUGACAUGAGAGAAACCGCUCCAUCGACUGCUUACAAGGAUAUGUACAAAGGCAGAGAGGACAAGAAAAAGAACGGACCAUUGUCUGUAGCAGUUCCAGGAGAAGUAGCUGGACUUUUCCAAGCGUGGAAGAACAGCGAGCAACGUAUCGACUGGUACUUACUGGUCGAGCCGUCUAUUAAGCUAGCUGAAAAAGGUUUCAAGGUUGGUCCGCAUCUCGCCUACGCCAUAUUAAAGAACAAGGAAAAGAUCAAUAAUGAUCCCGGUUUGAAGAGUGUUUUCACUAAUGAAGAAGGAUUACUGAAAAAAGGGGAUACAUGUUACAACCCAAAACUCGCCGAGACCUUGAAAAAAGUGGGCGAGUUUGGGAUGAUGGGGUUUUACGAAGGUGACGUGGCGGAGAAUCUUGUGCGCGACCUGAAUAAGGCUGGAGGGAACAUGACGUUGGAUGAUUUUAAGAAUUAUAAAGUUAACGUGACCGAUGCUAUGGUAGUUAAUGAUGUUAUGGGUUAUAAAAUACAAGGAAUGUGGCCUCCAUCUAGUGGAACGCCCGGUUUUGCAAUGGUUAUGAACACAUUAGCGGGAUACAACGAUUCUCCUGACAAGGAUCUUCGUUUGCAUCGUGUUAUAGAAGCCCUUAAGUAUAUGCUUGCAGCUAGGAUGGAUCUUGGAGACCCUGCGUUUGUUGAAGGAAUAUCUGAUGUUGUGAACAAGAUGGUAUCUAAGUCUCACGCCGAUAAAAUUCGUAGCGAAAUAUCUGACAUCAAAACAUACCCACCAGAACAUUACCGCAGCAGAUAUAGUCAGCUUGAGGACCAAGGGACGAGCCAUUUCUGUGUGGUGGAUAAAGAUAGAAACGUUGUGUCGAUGACAACAACUGUGAAUCAUGCGUUUGGGUCAGGGUUUAUGUCGCCAUCAACAGGUAUAAUACUCAACAACCAGAUGGCUGAUUUCUCUAUACCUAGCGAGGACUCUGCAGCGCCAGCGAAUAACAUCGCAGCAAACAAGAGGCCAUUGUCUUCCAUGAUGCCUUUAAUCAUCACAAAGGAUAACGAGCUAGCCGGAGUUAUUGGUGCAAGCGGUGGGAUAUAUAUAAUUCCGGCGGUGAUCCAAGUGUUUCUCAAUCACUUUGUCUUCAAUAUAACUCCUCUUGAGGCUGUGAAGAGUCCAAGAGUCUACCACACGUUGAACCCAAACAAGGUGUUAUAUGAGGAUUGGAAUGUGUACAAUGGAGAUAAAAUUUUGCUUGAAGAAGAGACUCGAAACUUCUUGAAGACUAAAGGACAUGAACUAAAGGGUCAAGAUGCGGGAGCCAUUGUUCAAUUAGUAGUCCAAAACAGAGUAGAUGAUUCUAAGACAGUUUUAACGGCGGUUAGUGAUCUCCGGAAAGGUGGGAAGCCAGCUGCUGCUAAUUAA